UAACCAUUUGCUGCAUUCGAUUCGUAUAAAGUUUUGAUUGAACCAUAGUUUGCAUCGAAUAAAAAUUCAAAUCAUGAUUCAUACUGCGGUUUCGCUAUCAAAAAAAAACGCCCCAUAAUAAAAACAAAAUUUCAAUAAUAUUAGUGUUUUAAUUCUUGUGAAUGACAACAUCAAGCGUCGUUUGGGUUAAAAAAAAACUUUCCAUUUCAACUCGUCAACCGAGUGGAACUAUCUUUGUUUCCAUUGAAUUUGGAAUAUAAAAUUGUCGAUAUUGUUCUAAAUAAAUUGCAAAACGGUAUGAAAUACCAAACUGAAAAAUACACAGCACUUACUCAAUGAACAUGGAAUUAUUGAUUUUUUCAUUUGGGAUUGUGAACCUGCGCUGUAGCAGAGAUAUCACUCAAAUAUAUGCUAUUUCCAUUGCGGUGUGACGUCAUUUCUUCGGGUUGUGAGCAUUUAGAUUAUGAACGAAGUCAUUCGUUACAAGCCACCGAAGAUCGGCGCCGCUGCGGCUAAAGGUGGUGGUGUCGAAUGGCGUAUUCUUGUAGUUGAUAAGCUGGCUAUGCGCAUGGUAUCGGCUUGCUGUAAAAUGCAUGACAUCAGUGCCGAAGGAGUAACGCUGGUCGAAGAUAUAAACAAGAAGCGUGAACCGUUGGCAACAAUGGAAGCCGUUUACUUGAUUACACCAUCGGAAGAAUCGGUGCGAUCGUUGUUGAGAGACUUUGAAGAUCCAAGUCGCCCACUUUAUCGAGGCGCUCAUGUUUUCUUCACCGAAGCCAUACCAAAUCCAAUACUUGAAAUGAUCAAAAAUUCAAAUGUCGUAAAAUUUAUGAAAGCCUGCAAAGAAAUUAACAUCGCAUUUAUACCGUAUGAACAACAGGUGUUUUCGCUGGAUUCACCAGACACGUUCCAAUGCUUAUACUCGCCAAGUCUGCAGGGUGCACGUUUAGCUCAAAUGGAACGUAUCGCUGAACAAGUUGCCACACUAUGUGCCACUUUGGGCGAAUACCCAUCCGUUCGAUAUCGCCUUGAUUGGGAUCGAAAUGUUGAAUUGGCUCAAUUAAUCCAACAGAAAUUGGAUGCGUACAAAGCCGAUGAACCAACUAUGGGUGAGGGACCUGAAAAAGCUCGUUCACAGCUCAUAAUCUUAGAUCGUGGCUUCGAUUGUAUUACACCAUUAUUGCACGAAUUAACGCUACAGGCCAUGGCCUACGAUCUCUUGCCUAUUGUCAACGAUGUUUACAAGUACAUGCCAUCACCAAACUCUGCUGAUAAAGAGGUGCUUCUAGAUGAAAAUGAUGAAUUAUGGGUGGAAUUGCGCCAUCAACACAUUGCCGUUGUAUCGACAGCCGUUACACAAAAUCUCAAAAAGUUCACCGAAUCAAAGCGCAUGACACAAGGCGACAAACAGUCAAUGCGUGAUCUAUCGCAAAUGAUCAAAAAGAUGCCACAAUAUCAAAAGGAGCUAUCGAAAUAUGCAACACAUUUGCACUUAGCCGAGGAUUGUAUGAAAUCGUAUCAAGGUUAUGUGGACAAAUUAUGCAAAGUGGAACAGGAUUUGGCGAUGGGAACCGAUGCCGAAGGUGAAAAAAUUAAAGAUCAUAUGAAGAAUAUUGUUCCAAUUCUUUUGGAUUCGAGCAUCUCAAACUAUGACAAGAUUCGUAUCAUUGCCCUUUACUGCAUGGUCAAGAAUGGCAUAUCAGAAGAGAAUCUACGAAAAUUGUUCACACAUGCCCAAAUUGGUGAAAAAGAGCAGGAUAUGGUGCGAAAUUUGAGCUUCUUGGGAGUGAACACCAUUCAAGAUGGCAACCGAAAGAAGACAUACAACGUGCCACGCAAAGAGCGUAUCACCGAGCAUACGUAUCAGAUGUCACGUUGGACACCAGUUGCGAAGGACAUCAUUGAAGAUGCGAUCGACGAUAAAUUGGAUCAGAGACACUUUCCAUUCUUGGCUGGUCGUGCCCAGAGCAGCACAUAUUCUCAUGCACCGACCAGCGCACGUUACGGCCAUUGGCACAAAGAUAAAGCGCAAACCUCCAUCAAAAAUGUACCACGUGUCAUUCUAUUCAUUGUGGGUGGCAUGAGCUACUCGGAGAUGCGUUGUGCAUACGAAGUGACUGCCGCCAAUAAAAAUUGGGAGAUCAUCAUCGGUUCCUCACACAUCCUAACGCCAGAAAUAUUCUUAAGUGAUCUCGUCACACUCAACAAAGAAGACUAAACAAAAUCAAACAUUUAAAAUCACAAACCACAAUCUGUGUAACAAAAGAGAAAAAUGCGAUAUUGUGCGAUCGCAACGCUCGCUUGAUAUGGGGCAAUAUCAUCUAUAGCCAACGCAAAACACGCAAAUGGUAUUGGUGCAAGGAUGACAAGAAGAAGAAAAAAAACUAAGUGUUGCAAUGUUCAAUUAGAUAACAUUUUAUGUAAAGCAAAGCCACACACGAUACAAACAAACAAAAACUCAAUGUACCAGAGUGAACUUUAAACGGCUAUACACCGAACAGGCAGCUCUUGGCUCCAUUUCUUAGGCUAAGAGCUGAGCUCUUCGUAAUUUAACCACCUUAAUUAAGACAACAACUACAACAACAAGACAUACACACACAACCCAAAUAUUUUUGACAAAAACUAAAACAAAACAAAAAACAAUUUCACCCUUUUUGAAUCAAGCACUUUUCAGAACAUCAUCUCAGAAUCUUUUUCGAAAUCAAUUUGUUUGUUUCUAUUAGAAUAUUCCAGUAAUUUAAAGAAACACAUAUUAGUAAUGAGUGAAAGAAAAAAUAAAAUAUAAUGAAAAUAAGAAAAAAUUAUAUAAUUAUAUAUGCCUUGAUUUAUGGUGAUAAAAGUAUUAUUAUUAAACUAUUAUAAUUAUUAUAAAAAUGUAAAACGAAGAAGAUUUUUGUUUUCUUUUGAAAAAUUACCAAGAAAAAAAAAACAAGAGAAGAGGAAAAAAAACAUCACCUAAACAUAUAGAAUAUUUAUUAGUGAGCAUGCUUCUAUUUAAAUUGAUUGAUUCAUUAUUGAUUAAAUUAUUACACAAUUAAUAAAAGAGACAAAAAAAAAAAUUGAGCAAAAAAAAGUGAAAUUAAAUUAUGAAUUGUUAAAUCGUUUUCGAGAAGGUUGAAAACGGGAAAGAAAUAGAGAUGAAAAAAAUGUAUUUUUUAAAUUAUACUUCACCUUCUAACGCUCGCUUUGAAGACAUAAAAUUAACUGGAUGUCGGUUUAGGGUUUUAAUAUAUAAUUACUAUUAUUAUACUUUUGUUGAGUCCCACAAGCAAGCAUUUUAAUUGAAACAAUUGGAAAUUUACUGAUAAAUGAAAGAAAAAUGUAAAGAAAAGAAAAAACAAAAUACUGUGAUUAGUUGAGUUAUAGUUGUUUAUGUUCUGUUUUCCCAACAAGAGUAAAAAAAUGUAAACGAACAUGUUUACAUGAGUUGAAUAAUUUUUUCGCCUCCCGUCUAAAAUGAUGCAUAUGAAAGGAAGGAGUUUUUAUGUUCACGCAAUUCGGCUAAUUUCGCCACAUUAUAUAUCAUUCAGCAUUCAAACAAACGAAUAAAAAGAUAAUAAUAUAUUUUAACUAAAAAAAAGAACAUUUAUGGACAACCAUCAAAUUAACAAUUGGAAACAAAAGCAAUAAUUUUCGAAUUAAAUAUUUGAAUGACUUUUGUGAAAAACGGAAGCAAACAAAUGGAACAAAAAAGAAAAGUCAGAGACGAAUGAGUUCUCUACGCAAAAAAAAAAUGGCAAAUGCAAUUAAUUUUGGUUUUUCUACAUGAAACAAUAAUUUCGUGAAAAGCAUAUUCAAAAUUGAUUUUGUUAAAAAAAAAAAAUUAGUAAAAAUCGAAUCAAUAGACAAUUUUGUUAAAAAUCAAGUUUCUUUUGUUUUUUUUUUUUCCUCUAUGCCGUUAUCUCGCCAUUAUUUUCGUUCGCUUUUCACGCGUACGAAUGGACACCACAUUUUAACAGAGAACAAUUUUUUUUUUAUCGUUUUGUUUCUUUAGAUUCAACAAAAUAAAAAUUGCUUAGAUGUGAUAGCCGAACGAAGGUGAACUAAUUUUUAGCAAAAGCCAAACACAGACAAAAAUGAGAAAAGAAACAAAAAGAAGAAAUAAAAAAAUGACGAAGAAAAUGCAUGUGUGUAAUUUUCCAAUCUCUUAUCGCAUUGCCAUCGAAUAAAAAACGUUCAACUUUUAAAUGUAAAUGUUUAAUGUGCUUGAGAAAUUGAACAACCAUAAAUAAUAUCAAAUUGAAAUCUAUUUUACAACAAACAGCAAACAGAUACACACUCACAUCCGAACACACAGAAUAUCCAUAGAAUCAAUGUCAUUCUUUUUGUGUACAUUUAUGCGGCUCGCUUUAAAUUUUCCAUUCUCCUAUGAUAACAGAUUUGUUUAUUUUCUCCUUGUGUUUUGUUCUUCUCUUACACCUUUCGAAUUCGAAAUGAUCUUGUGUACGCGAAACAUUUCAAUCCCAAACUGUUUUGACCAUUGUUCACGGCACAUUGCCACGCAACGAAACACAUUCCACAGCAACACCACAGCAGCAACCGAAUCGAGUUCGUUUAUUUUCGUUCUUAUCGUAUAGAAUCAAACUGCAAUUACCUCUUAAACUCUCUUCAUUCUUCAAAUUACAAAUUUAAAGAGAAAUUUAACAAAAAAAUAAACGAAAAAAAAAUUAAAUAUCCUAACUACAUACUUAAACUAACGCAUAUUUCAACCAUAUAGAUUUUCAUCGUAUAAUCUAAAAGCAUAUUUAACGAUUAAUAAACAAAAAAAAGAUAAAAAAACAAUGUCAAUUUCAAUUUAACUAAAACAAUAAAUAGUUUAGAGCUAGAGAAGAAGAAAAAUUUGGCAAAUGAAAGGCGUUACAGACAAUUUUAGCGACGUUAUUUAAAGCAUUUACUUCGCAUGUGAAUUAGUUCAUUCAAAUUUAGUAAAAAUCAAUAAAAAAACAUAUUUAAAAAACA
Sitodiplosis mosellana (orange wheat blossom midge) is the source of this 4959-nucleotide messenger RNA. It is a transcript of the gene Rop, whose product is annotated as protein ROP. Gene Ontology annotation, molecular function: syntaxin binding. The record is from RefSeq and is a predicted model, not a curated record. NCBI's taxonomy places the organism in Eukaryota, Metazoa, Arthropoda, Insecta, Diptera, Cecidomyiidae. The coding region runs from base 464 to 2218 and encodes 584 amino acids. Gene Ontology annotation, biological process: vesicle-mediated transport; intracellular protein transport; neurotransmitter secretion. Gene Ontology annotation, cellular component: plasma membrane; secretory granule. The transcript has 11 exons.